Messenger RNA from Psammomys obesus (fat sand rat), 537 nucleotides. Its product is annotated as testis expressed protein 56-like. Gene Ontology annotation, molecular function: nucleic acid binding. The transcript is spliced from 4 exons. Bases 1 to 537 code for a protein of 178 amino acids. The record is from RefSeq and is a predicted model, not a curated record. NCBI's taxonomy places the organism in Eukaryota, Metazoa, Chordata, Mammalia, Rodentia, Muridae.
AUGGGAAAAGCCAACAGCAAUUCUCCAGUCAUGAAACCCCCUGAGGCAGAGAAGUCAACAAAUUACGCCCAGCCUGACGUCCUGUGUCACACCUUUGAUCUUCUUUCUAACCUUCACAAGUUGCUCCCAAAUAAUUUGGUGGAAUUGCUUCAUUCGUACAGAAGCAACGUGGACAAAAGCAAAUAUGUGGUAAUUAACCUCUUGACAUUACAGGUGCCAUCAGUUCACGAGACCCUUGCCACAUCCUGGCCUGAUAAGCCUGUGUUCUCUGAGUGGACUGUGGGAUUUGCCCAUGGCUGGGCAAAAAAGACCCUGCGACCCACAGAGAACCUUAAGACGGUGAGUCAAAAACUGGCAGAGUUUGGCCCAAUUGUCUCCAUCACUCCAUGUGGACGAAAAAGCGCCUUUGUGGUGUACAAAGAUACAACCUCAGCUUGCAAGGCCAUGAAUGCUUUCAAGACUGCAGGCACAGUGUUCCACUGCUCGUGGCAGCACCAAUUCAUGUCAAAAGCGUAUCCAUCUUCCACCCUUCCGUAG